Molecule: messenger RNA, 2875 nt
Organism: Helianthus annuus (common sunflower)
Lineage: Eukaryota; Viridiplantae; Streptophyta; Magnoliopsida; Asterales; Asteraceae
Product: probable receptor-like protein kinase At5g24010
Exons: 1
Coding region: 239-2662 (807 amino acids)
Biological process (GO): protein autophosphorylation
Cellular component (GO): plasma membrane; plasmodesma
Molecular function (GO): transmembrane receptor protein tyrosine kinase activity; ATP binding
Source: RefSeq, a predicted model, not a curated record
CACCGUCCCCCACCCCACCACUUUAUCUCUUCACCACCAACCUUUUCACCCAAUUUUCCACCUUCUUUAUUCCCCAGUCUUCCCCACCAUACUCUCAUCCCAUUUUCCACUCACUGCCACUGUACCCACUUCUUCUCUCCAUGAACACACUUCAUAUCUCUCAAUUCCACCCUACAUUCUUCUCACAAUCGUCCCCUCACCACAUUUUCUGAAAAACCCACAACAUAUUUCAACAAAAAUGGAUACAAAUUUCCUAUUUUUUUACCUUCUCUCUCUGUUUCUGUUUACGUUUUCCAUUGCUUUCACACCCCAAGACAACUUCCUCAUCAACUGCGGUUCAAACACCAACGCCAUGGUCUCCGGCAGACAGUUCGUGGCUGAUUCUGUUAAACCCGGGUCGGGUUUUCUAUCUCCAGAAAAAUCAAUCACUCUCUCAAACCCGAACCCGAAUUCUCCCAAACUUUACACCACUGCCAGAGUUUUCACUACUGUUUCCCGUUACCGUUUUGAGAUCAAUAAAACCGGAACCCAUUUGGUACGUCUCCAUUUUUCACCUUUUAACCAUUUGAAUUACAACUUGAGCAAUUCAAAUUUCAGCGUUUUAGUAAAUGGGGUUUUAGUUUUACCCAAUUUUCGAGCUGAGGUCACCGUUGUUAAGGAGUUUAUACUCAUGGUGGAUAUAACUCAUCUUGAUAUAACGUUUGAUCCUUUGGGGAAUAAAGGGGUUGCGUUUGUUAAUGCUAUUGAGGUAUUCUCUGCUCCAGUUGAUCUUAUUGUUGACGGUGGAGCAAAGUCAGUUGGUGUGAGUGGAAUUCAAGAAUUUAAAAAUUUAUCAUCUCAUAUUUUAGAAACUGUUUAUAGAAUCAAUGUAGGAGGGCCAAAGUUGACACCUUUUAAUGAUACCCUUUGGAGGAAUUGGGUUCCUGACGAAGAGUAUUUAGAUAUAAAAUCAUCUGCAAAAACUGUCGCCACCACACAGCUCCCAAAUUAUCAAACUGGUGGUGCUUCGAAAGAGAUUGCUCCAGAUAAUGUUUAUAUGACUGCUCAAGAAAUGAAUAGGGGGAGUUUGAUUAUAAAUUCUGUGUUUAAUCUGACAUGGGGUUUUCCGGUUGAUUCGCGUGGGGGUUUACGGCAUUUCGUUAGGUUACAUUUCUGCGAUAUCGUUAGUCUUUCGGUUAAUCAGUUGUAUUUUAAUGUGUACGUCAACGGGUUCCUCGCGUACAAGGAUCUUGAUCUUUCGACACUUUCGUUUCGUGUGUUGGCGUCGCCUUUUUAUGUUGAUUUUGUUGUUGAUUCGGAUAAAUCAGGGGUUUUGGAGAUAAGUGUUGGCCCGUCUGAUUUGAGUACAAGUUUGAGAAAAAACGCGAUUUUAAAUGGUGUGGAGAUUAUGAAGAUUGUGAACCCUGUUGACCAGAAAAUGUCAACAAAAAAGAAGAACAUUUUGAUUUUGAUUUCUUUGAUUGUAGGAGGGUUGAUUGUUGCUUGUUUUGUGAUAUUAGCAGUCUUGAUUCUAUUGAGACUGAGAAAGAAAACGAGAACAAAAACAACACAAGCCGAAAGCAAUGGGUGGACCCCGAUACCUGUUAACGGGAGUUCGCAUAGUAAACAUUCCGAAGGAACAAAUAAUGUUAACAGAUUGAAGAUCCCUUUUGUCGACUUACAGUCUAGAACGAAUAAUUUCGACAAGAGUCUGAUAAUUGGGUCGGGUGGAUUUGGUAUAGUUUACAAAGCGGUUCUUCGUGACAACAUUAAAGUGGCAAUAAAACGAUGUGUUCCCGGUUCGAGACAAGGGCUCCCGGAGUUCCAUUCGGAGAUUACAAUUUUGUCCAAGAUUCGACACCGCCAUCUUGUUUCUUUAGUUGGUUACUGCGAAGAACAGUCGGAAAUGAUCCUUGUAUACGAGUAUAUGGAAAAGGGACCGUUAAGGAAUCACUUAUACGGGUCGAAUCUACCUCCAUUGUCAUGGAAACAGAGGCUUGAAAUAUGCAUUGGGGCUGCCCGAGGGCUUCAUUAUCUUCACACGGGUUCAGCACAAGGUAUAAUCCAUAGAGACGUGAAGUCCACAAAUAUAUUACUUGACGAAAGUAACCUCGCGAAGGUGGCGGAUUUUGGGCUCUCAAGAUCGGGCCCGUGUUUAAGUGAGACGCAUGUUAGCACAGGCGUGAAGGGCAGUUUCGGGUACUUAGAUCCUGAGUACUUUCGGAGGCAACAACUUACUGAUAAAUCGGACGUUUAUUCGUUUGGGGUUGUGCUCUUUGAAGUACUCUGUGCUCGGCCUGCUGUUGACCCGAUGCUGGGCCGAGAAGAGGUCAAUUUAGGCGAGUGGGCGAUUCAUUGGAAGAGGAAAGGCAUGCUUAAAAAGAUUGUGGACCCGCGUAUUGCUGACCAGAUAAAACCGGCGUCUUUGAAGAAGUAUGCGGACACGGCUGAGAAAUGUUUGGCGGAUUACGGUGUUGAUAGACCGACUAUGGGCGAUGUAUUAUGGAACUUGGAAUAUGCACUUCAGAUUCAAGAAACCGAAAGUGUGGAUUCAGCGAGAACGGGUCACACAGGUGCACCAGAAACUGUAUUCGGUGAUGGAUCGAGCAAUGUUGAUGGUUCACUUUCGGGCUCAAAAACAAACCUAGUUUUUUCACAGUUGUUGACCAACGAAGGUAGGUAACAAGUGUUUGAUUUGUUUUGGUUGUUUACUGUCAUCUGUUUAUACACGGGUCAUAAGUUACAGGACCGUAAGGUUGACAUAUAGAUCCAUGUAGUCGUGUAUUCAGUAUCACAUAUGUAAAGAUGCAAAUCUGGCACGUAAUGUUAGGCCAAUGACGUUUACAUUGGUUGUUGAUGAAGUUGAUACACAUGAAUGCAUUUCACUUACAACUAA